Molecule: messenger RNA, 1154 nt
Organism: Nomia melanderi (Alkali bee)
Lineage: Eukaryota; Metazoa; Arthropoda; Insecta; Hymenoptera; Halictidae
Source: RefSeq, a predicted model, not a curated record
UUUUAACUAAUAUGGUAAGAAUUAUUUGUGCUUGUGUUUUAGGAAUUGUGUGAGGAAUUUAUACGAAAACUAUAACCUGUUUAAGAGCAACAGAUAUGAAUGUAUUGUUAUAGAUUUGAAUUUUCAAAAAUGUGGAUGACGGUUUAUGGUUAAUUAAUAGGAUUAGUGAGAAUAUAAUAAACUUGAGUUUGAUCUAUACAGAGCGGAAUGAUCUCAAUUGUCAGGGCAUAAACAUUGUUUUAUGUUUGUGACUAUCAUCGGUAUUUACAGUUUGUCACUUCAAAGAUAUGUAACUGAUCGGUUUCUGAAGAGUAGAUUCAAUCUCUAAAUAUAAUUAUUUGGAUAAAAUGGAUGAUGCUGUGCUUUACGUCCGAGGAAAAGGAAAUGUAUGGUUUAGAUGCAGAUAAUGAAAAUGCUUGGGACGACACUGCGUUAAUUAAAGCUUAUGACAAAGCAGUGAAUCUGGCAAAGGAAGAAGUUGUUAAGAGAAUGGGCAUGGAUGUUUCAGAUUCCGAAAGCAAACAAGAAUCACAAAAUUUGAAACAUUCUCGGCAUAUAAAUAAACCUCAGAAGAAAUGGACUGUGGGAUCUCCUUGCCGUGCUGUAUAUUCAGGGGAUGGAGAAAUUUAUGAAGCCAUAAUAUCCAAAAUCUAUGAUAACAGUGCAACUUGUAUUGUAAAAUUUGUAGGAUAUGGUAACUCAGAGAAAGUAGAGUUAAGCGCCCUACUAGAAUCUGAAGGGUUGCAAAGUCAGAUAGCUCAGCAGAAAGAUGCUGAUGCAGAGAAACUCAACGAGGAAAAUGUGGAGGCUCAAGUAUCAGAUUCUGCUACUGCAAAUUCUAAAAAGUACAACAGUGAAAAAAUGGAAUGCGACGAAGACACAAAACCAUAUAGGCAUCACUUUAUGGCCGGACCGUCUUUUACUUCAGCAGAAGACAUGAUGCCCCCUGCACCUCCUCUACCACCACAAUUAAUGGCCAAACUUCCAGAUAACGAUGCAGAUGCACUUUCAAGUAUGUUAAUGUCAUGGUACAUCAGUGGUUUUCAUACAGGUUACUAUCACGGUUUGAAACAAGCAAGAAGUAAUCAAGAGAAAAGAAGAAACUGUUGAUUGUACAAUCAUUUUUUAUCGAGAAUAUAUAUGUUUAUUAAUUA